Molecule: messenger RNA, 1107 nt
Organism: Aspergillus chevalieri
Lineage: Eukaryota; Fungi; Ascomycota; Eurotiomycetes; Eurotiales; Aspergillaceae
Product: NAD(P)-dependent alcohol dehydrogenase
Exons: 3
Coding region: 1-1107 (368 amino acids)
Biological process (GO): D-sorbitol catabolic process
Molecular function (GO): L-iditol 2-dehydrogenase (NAD+) activity; zinc ion binding
Source: RefSeq, a predicted model, not a curated record
AUGUCGGAUAUUCAGCAUACUACCAACCAAUCCUGCGUGCUCUAUCCCCAGAGUACAUUCCGCUACGAAACCCGUGACAUCCCAACACUCAAGUCAGACCGCGAUGUGAUCGUCCGAGUGGUUGCAACCGGUCUCUGUGGCUCUGAUGUCCACUACUGGCACAACGGCCAACUCGGCCGCUACGUCGUCACCGGGCCCCUCCUCCUCGGCCACGAAUCCUCCGGCAUAAUCGCCUCCCUUGGGCCCAAGGCUGAAGCAGAGGGCCUCGCAGUCGGCGACCGCAUCGCCGUCGAGCCCGGCGUCGCCUGCAACACAUGCCCCCCCUGCCGCGCGGGACGAUACAACCUCUGCCACAACAUGGUCUUCGCCGCGACCCCGCCUGUCGACGGCACGCUUUGCAUGUACUACCGUGUGCCUGCUGAAAACUGCUUCAAAUUACCGCCGCAUAUCUCGCUGAGGGACGGGGCGUUGGUCGAGCCGCUUGGUGUUGCGGUGCAUGGGUGUCGGCUUGGUGGGGAUAUGCAGAAUAAGGCGGUUGUUGUGUUUGGGGCGGGGCCUGUGGGGUUGCUUUGUGUUGCUGUUGCAAGGGCGUUUGGGGCGAGUACGGUUGUUGUGGUUGAUAUUGUGAUGAGUCGGUUAGAGAGUGCGCUGAAGUAUGGGGCUACGCAUAUGUAUCAGAUGGGGGCGGGUUCGCCAGAGGAGAAUGCGGAGGCUCUUUUGAAGAGUGCUGGGUUGGAGCAUGGUGCGAAUGUGGUUCUUGAUGCUACGGGUGCGGAGCCGUGUGUGAACACUGGUGUGCAUGCGGUUGCGCCUGGGGGGACGUUCGUGCAGGUGGGACUGGGGAAGUCGAACCUUUCCAUUCCUGUUGGCCAGAUCUGUGACAAAGAGGUUGUGUUCAAGGGUUGCUUCCGGUAUGGACCUGGGGACUUUAAGUUGGCAGUUGGGUUGUUGAACUCGAGGCGGAUUAACCUGGAUGGUAUCGUCACGCAUGAGUAUCCGUUUUCGCAGGUCGAGGAUGCGUUCAAGAACGUCCUUGGUCGGGCUGGUAUCAAGACUGUGAUUUAUGGUCCGGAGGUUGAUGAGAAUAUGGCGAAAACAGCAGCCUAA